AUGCCAAUUAAAAUACCAAGAAAUGAUAUGCCAUUGGCAACUAUAAUAGAAGGUAGGUGGUAUUCUGUAGGAAAGAAUGGUAGGCCAACUCUCGAGCUGACCAGAACACAGAGGAGGAGAAUUCAAAGGCAGUACUGCAUCUUUCUCAGGAACAAGGAUAGCACACAAGUGUUUACAAAAGCUAAUUCUAUAGGAAUUGAAGUAAUCCAGAUAGGGAUAUUCGAACAAAACAGACAGUAUGUCAACCAGGAGAAACUGGCGGAAGCAAGUUUCCUAAAAGAAUCCUCUUUGCAACAAGGUUCAUCUUAG
Molecule: messenger RNA, 309 nt
Organism: Prunus armeniaca (apricot)
Lineage: Eukaryota; Viridiplantae; Streptophyta; Magnoliopsida; Rosales; Rosaceae
Source: the annotation of a GenBank genome assembly